Molecule: messenger RNA, 1873 nt
Organism: Sclerotinia trifoliorum
Lineage: Eukaryota; Fungi; Ascomycota; Leotiomycetes; Helotiales; Sclerotiniaceae
Source: the annotation of a GenBank genome assembly
CCUAGCUUAUGAUUCUAAGCAAAAUAAACUACUCCCGAGUAUAACUUCACAAUAUUAUUAUUUCCACUUCUGAAUGUAGUAUCGCCAAAUAUGGCGAUAUUAUCGCCAAUAGGACAGGAGCGACUAUUAUUUUUAGGCUUGGGAAUUACGACUUAUGCUGUUUUGGUCUUUGUGCGUAAUCGCCUUAUCCAUUUUCGGGAAGCAGCUACCAUUCCACCCACCGAGAACAAAUCGCAUUUUAUCGACCAGAAGACCGAAGAUUCCUUAAGACUCAGUACGCUGGGAAAGUUAUUGGACAAUCCAAACUAUGGAAUUCAAGAGACUGCGUCCAUCAUUGUCUGCGAACGUGCUCUGCACAACGAAUCCGCCAUCAACAGCCUACUUCGCGAGAUUAGUGGACCAGAUUAUGACCGACGGGAGAAGGCAGUUAGAGCAUUUAUAUUGAUUGUAAAUGGCUGUAUGUAUUACUAUUCCUAAUACCUGGCGCCUCGAGUUGAUUUAAAUCUGUAGCAACUGUCAGGCGAAUACAUAAACCAGAAACAUACGAAGCACUCGUCAAAAGUCUGGAAUACUCUGUAGACGACUACGAGCACCAUGAAUACGAUUCAGAUUGGGACAACUGGCACCUUCGCGACAUAGCGGAAAAAAGCUGUCUUAUGAUAAUACAUGAAUUAAUUUACAAAUACGAUGUCGAAGAACUUUUAAACGCCGGGUUUAUAGAACGUUGGCUGGUGAAGGAGCCAUGGGGUAGAACUGCAGAGGAACGUUCGAGUAAUUUCAUGGACUCGCUCAACAAGGAGAAGCUCUUGAACCGGGUGAUCGUGCCAUUGUUUAAUAAUGAAAGGGGCAGAAAAAUGCUAGAAGAGGCGAAACUACUACCAGCAAGACCCGAUAUGGCAGUAAGGCAUCUUGCCAUGGAGGGGAGUGCGGAUCAAGAUAUAGAAGAUUUCGAAGGCAUGUUUGCUGAGAGAAGACCGAGGGAUCAGAGUACGGCAGAGGAGCAUCUCAGAAGGCGUCAUAGGGAAGCUAUGGUUCUAAACGAUGGCACAAGACCGCUUGAGCGAGGCGACAUCUAUGAAAAUCAACAAAGACCUAGAGGAUCUAUGGAAUGAAGUGAAUUACUUUUUUUGCAAGGAGUAAGGUCACAUAAAAUUUAGGCUUCAGGCGAAGUCAGAAAGUUUGCUUUGAGCUCUCUAAACAGUCAGCCCGUGAGGUGCGUCCAUAUUCAAUCAACGAUAUAUGAUAUCGCCUCGCCCCUAUGGUUUUCAUACCAACACACUAACCUGGAAAUAGCUAUGGAAAAAAUACCCUACUUUAUGCACGUAUACGAUCUCACCACGGAGCGACAGGAGAACGACAGGACCAUAGUGGUAGACUGCUUUACGGGAAAACCGAGCUCCUAAAAUCCAUCACCGAGGUUUAGUUUUAGCAAGGGUAAUGCUAUCGGAUAUCUCGACAUUGCCAAAGCACAAUCUAUAACUUCUAGGCAGAAGCUAGGUAGAGCUAUCAGAACCGAGAAUUCACGGGUGAAAGUCACAAGAAAAUCGAAGUCCUAUAAAUUAUAAAAAUAGUACCAAAUUUUGAUCACAGAACUCUCUACCUCGGAAUACAACUUUAGCACUUUGCCUACAAAAUACUCAUGAUGCUAUUGCUUACCUAGCACCUUUAUGGCUGUACCUGCGUUUGAUUGCAGGGACCAGGGAUGAUCGUAACAUCAAAACAAGGUCGGAUAAGCAACGAAGUAAUACUUAGUUUCUGAAUUUCUUUUUCUUCCUUUUUAUCGGUUGAUGAAACAGCCAGCUAUAUUCUUGUUGUUGAUAGUCAAUUGGCCUCGAUAAAGUCUUUAUUAUACUUCAACCCUAUAGAUUUUUGA